Messenger RNA from Alternaria alternata, 1077 nucleotides. RefSeq names its product Di-copper centre-containing protein. Lineage: Eukaryota; Fungi; Ascomycota; Dothideomycetes; Pleosporales; Pleosporaceae. The record is from RefSeq and is a predicted model, not a curated record. The transcript has 5 exons. Gene Ontology annotation, molecular function: oxidoreductase activity. Bases 1 to 1077 code for a protein of 358 amino acids.
AUGCGCUUUUUCGAUCUUGCGACUUUGGCGCUUGUCGGCGGUGCCGGUGCUUUCAAAGUUACGGAGCACGAUAAAUUGGCUGCUCUUGGCCUAGCAAACGUCGGAGUUGAUGUCGCAAAGAAUGGCUAUCCGAACCCUGGCCAGUGCACUUUGAAGAACGUGAAAGUUCGAUGCGAGUGGUCGACGCUCACGAAGCCCGAGAGGCGUAACUACAUCGAUGCCAUCAAGUGUCUUCACUCCAAGCCUGGUCUCACGCCAGCUGGGGUCGCACCUGGUGCAAGGAGCCGCUUCGACGACUUUGUCGUGACUCACGUCCAACAGACUUACUCUGUCCACGGAACUGCCAACUUCCUAGCUUGGCACCGAUACUACAUCUGGGCCUAUGAGCAGCUACUGCGUGACGAGUGUGGCUACAAAGGAUACUUGCCAUACUACAACUGGGCAUGGUGGCAUGAAGACCCCGCUUCAUCUCCCCUCUUCGACGGCAGUGAUACCAGUAUCGGUGAUGCUGGUGCCUACCUUCCGAAGCGGCGGGAUGCCCAAUCAAGCUUGAGCCUGGAAGUGGCCGUGGCUGUCAAAGGAAUCAAGCCGAACCCGCAAGCUGACGGUUUGGGUUACAACCCGAGAUGCUUAAGUCGGGACGUCAACAAGCACGCUGCUUACAGGUCGAGGGACGAGGUUAUUACCGAACUCAUCAAGAACAGCAAGGACAUCCUUAGCUUCCAGAACCGCAUGCAAGGCGAUUUCCCGACCGGUUACCUUGGCGUCCACAGCGCUGGUCACUAUACUGUGGGAGGAGAUCAAGGCUCCGACUUUUUCAACUCACCAUCCGACCCCGCUUUCUACUUCCACCAUGCUCAGAUCGACCGCACAUGGUGGAUCUGGCAGAACCACGAUCUCAAGAACAGGAGGAAUGCGAUCGAUGGCACCAUCACUUUCCUGAACUCGCCGCCGAGUCGUAACGGCACACUCAAUGACACGCUGACCUUGGGUCCGAUGUUGGAUACAUUUAAAAACAUCACGAACAAGGAUGCGAUGAGCACGCUUGGAGGGCCAUUCUGCUACAUUUAUUUGUGA